AUGCGCCUUAUUUUUCUCAAUCAACCGAUCACCCUGGUUCUCGAUUCUCAGGGUCUUUAUGAUCGAAUGAAGCAUCUGCUCAACAAAGACGCCACGGCAUCCCCCUUACUCGAGCGAUUCAAAUAUUCCGUUGUACAAAUGGAUCAAGACAUGACUGGUUACUCUGUGAUCUAUAAUCGCCUUCAAGAAGUCAGCGAGAUUCUUAAAAAAACAAUCAAUACAAGCCUCGAGACUAUUACCCCUGUCCUCAAACAGUCCUUACUUAUGGCCGUAAUUGCCACUUGGAGCAAAAUACCUUGCAAGCGUCUUCAUGUGGCUGCCAAAAGAGUGGUAGACGCUGGUUGCUAUGACGUUCUUUCACCUUGGGUAAAUGCUCGUUUUUUAGACAUUGUUCUUUCUGAAUUACUUCAGAGAGGUUUUCGGGUCGGAUUUCAUUAUAAUUCUCCCAUGAACAACUUUUUAUUCGUCUUAAAAAUGUUGGCUAAGUUAUUUUUAGAUCCUUAUGUCAUCUAUAUUUGCACAGUUUCUUCAAAAUUCUUUUACUUUCUUGUUAUCGCCUUACUUAUUGAAUUAUGA
Messenger RNA from Protopolystoma xenopodis, 576 nucleotides. The record is from the annotation of a GenBank genome assembly. NCBI's taxonomy places the organism in Eukaryota, Metazoa, Platyhelminthes, Monogenea, Polystomatidea, Polystomatidae.